GGUACUUUGAAAAUCUACGGUGAUCAAAUCCAUCCGGACGUGCCUUACAAAACAUUGCUACUCUCAGUCUCCGAUACCGCAAGCCAGGUAGUGCGCGAGGCUCUCGAUAAGUAUGGCCUUGAGGAUAUGGACGCAGACGCCUAUUGCUUAGUAAUGAGGACGCGCAGCGCUUCGGAUUCGACCUCUUUUCGCAAAAGUGAGACUAGAAAUAUUGGAAUGGGAGCGAGAUCUCAUUGCGCUGGGUCCUCAAAAUUGGAAACGGAGGAGAUUCUUGCCGACACCGACUGUCCUCUCGGCCUUUUGCUCACCAUACCUCAGACUCCUGGCGCAGUUUCCACUUUCGAGGUGGGUUCUUUUUGCUAA
This is a messenger RNA of Protopolystoma xenopodis, 363 nucleotides long. The record is from the annotation of a GenBank genome assembly. NCBI's taxonomy places the organism in Eukaryota, Metazoa, Platyhelminthes, Monogenea, Polystomatidea, Polystomatidae.